Melanotaenia boesemani (Boeseman's rainbowfish) is the source of this 1012-nucleotide messenger RNA. RefSeq names its product gap junction alpha-3 protein-like. Gene Ontology annotation, cellular component: connexin complex. The coding region runs from base 1 to 918 and encodes 305 amino acids. Gene Ontology annotation, biological process: cell communication. NCBI's taxonomy places the organism in Eukaryota, Metazoa, Chordata, Actinopteri, Atheriniformes, Melanotaeniidae. The record is from RefSeq and is a predicted model, not a curated record. The transcript has 2 exons.
AUGUUACAAGUCACCGCCGGGAUACAGCAAGAUACUGUGAUUCGUAGCUCACAGGGAGGAAAGAGGCCCACUGAAAAGACAAUCUUCAUCAUCUUCAUGCUGGUAGUUGCAUGUGUUUCUUUGGUCCUCAACCUGCUGGAGAUCUACCACCUGGGCUGGAAGAAAGUCAAGCAGGGGGUCAGUAAUGAGUGUGUUCCUGACACUGAGUCACUGCUGGGUGCAGAUGAGCCUGGAGAUGCAGAGACGAUUCCUGAGCUGACCUUUCCGUCAGCUCUCGACUGCUUGCCAGGGUAUGCUAAUAUGGGUAGCAGAGCAACCGGGGGAGGAGCUUACAAUCCAACUGAGGCCUCCCCUACAGUAAUCUCCUCAAACCCUAACUUGGCCACUGCCCCAGCGCCUGUGGGACUCAAGAUGGAUGGCGCUGCUUUCCAUCAAGAUGACUUCCUUUUGGAGGUGCUGCCUGCUUCUUUUUAUGGUAACGGUGAGAAAAUGAUUGUUGGAAGCCAUGGACACCCAGCGGAGAUGGAGCAGAACUGGAACAACAUGGCUCUGGAGCUCCAAAGUCUGAGUGGAAAAACCUCAUCCUCUUCUUCAUAUCCUCCUCCUCUUCCCUCUAGUCCUGCCUCUGUCUCUUCCUCUUUACCUCAGGAGGAGAUGAUACUUCCACAUGAGAAGCAGCACUCCAUGUUCCCCACACUCCCUCGGAAUACCCCUCUUUCUCCAAUCGCACCAGAGGAAACGGUGGAUGAAGAAACCACCAUGGCCGCAGCACCUUGCAUGGUUCCACAACAUGACUUCACAGUGGUAACCACUGUGGAGAUGCAUCAGCCUCCUUUUGCAGGGACUGAGAUCAGGAAGCCAAGUCGGGCCAGCAGGAGCGUCAGCACACGAGCUCGUCCUGAUGAUCUGGAAGUGUAGCUAAAAUGUACACACACUUACUUUUACAUACUGAUGCAUACAUACUCUACACAUAGAGAGUCCAUAUAUAAGUAUGCAAUUUUUCCACAUAUGC